AGCAGCUUCUCCUCUCUGAUGAUGGAGACCCAGGACGGAGCAGAGCUCUGCUUUCCAGAACUCCUCAACACCUCCUGCAGGAAGCCGGCACCUCCUGGUUCUGACGCUGUGCUUGGACCCAUCCUGCUGUCCUCCAUUUCUGUGCUCACUGUGACUCUCAACCUGCUGGUCAUCAUCUCAGUCUCACACUUCAGGCAGCUUCACUUUCCCUCUAACCUCCUCCUCCUCUCUCUGGCUGUCUCUGAUUUCUUUGUGGGUCUCGUCGUGUUGCCUGUUGAAAUGCUCCGACAUUCAGCCUGCUGGUUUCUUGGUGACCUCAUGUGUUCUCUGUAUAAUUAUGUGUCCUUCAUCAUAACGUCUGCCUCAGUAGGAGACAUGGUCCUCAUAUCAGUGGACCGUUAUGUGGCUGUUUGUCAUCCUCUGCAUUACUCCACCAGAGUCACUGUGAGAAGAGUUCAAACCUCUAUCUGUCUGUGUUGGUUCUCAUCUGCUUUCUACAACAGUUUGAUUGUGAUGGAUGUACUGAAUGAACCAGACAAACAUCAUACCUGCUCUGGACAGUGUGUGAUAAUUAUUAACUACAUCGCAGGAGUCGUUGACCUCGGUGUGACCUUUAUCGGUCCCAUCUCCGUCAUCGUGGUUCUGUAUGUGAGAGUGUUUGUGGUGGCUGUGUCUCAGGCUCGUGCCAUGCGCUCUCAUGUUACAGCUCUCACACACAAACCAUCAGUGAACGUAAGAACCAUGAAGUCUGAGCUGAAAGCAGCCAGAGCUCUGGGUGUCGUCGUCGUCGCGUUUCUGAUAUGUUUCUGUCCGUAUUACUGUUUUGCUGUUUCAGGGAGUGCCUUGCUGAGCUCAGCAGCUGGAGCGUUCAUUCACUAUUUGUUUUCUUUUAACUCCUGUUUAAACCCUGUGAUUUAUGCUUUAUUCUACCCCUGGUUUAGAAAAUCCAUUCGUCUUAUUGUUUCCCUUCAGAUCCUGCAGCCAGGAUCUUCAGAGGCCAACAUGCUGUAGAGGUUGAUG
Molecule: messenger RNA, 1020 nt
Organism: Thalassophryne amazonica
Lineage: Eukaryota; Metazoa; Chordata; Actinopteri; Batrachoidiformes; Batrachoididae
Product: trace amine-associated receptor 13c-like
Exons: 2
Coding region: 19-1011 (330 amino acids)
Biological process (GO): G protein-coupled receptor signaling pathway
Cellular component (GO): membrane
Molecular function (GO): trace-amine receptor activity
Source: RefSeq, a predicted model, not a curated record